UAAUGAUAAGGAAUAAAAGGCCGGAAUAGCACAUUUCGAGAUAUACGGUAUUCUACAUACAGAGAGAGAGAUAUAUAAUACAUCACUUAUCAGGUCCUGACCGGUCGUCAAUAUGAACGCCUUCUGUUUCCUCUUUCUGUUCGGACAACUAGCGCUCUCUUCAGGAGCUAUCAACGACAUAGAGUGUACCCACAGCCACCAUCGUCACCACGCCCGGGGGACGGCCUACUACCCCGCGGACGACCCCAUUGAGGGCGGGUUUGUGGACAUGCGCGACCACCCUCUUAUGACGCUUCAGGAUUACUUGGAAGGACGCGUUACCCACGUGAGCGUUGCUAUGGACAACCGUGCUGGGAUUCCUUAUGGAACUCACGUUUGCAUUCCGGAAUUAAACAGGAAAUACCAUAGAUUUAUUGAUUUUGUCGUAGUUGACACUGGAUCCGCCUUCUAUGGUAAGGGGUACAGCAGAAUAGACAUAUGCGUGCGCAACCGUCAGCUCUCCUUUGACGACACCAUCAAUGGUCCUCUUACUCUAGCCUUUCAUUAGAUAGUGUCAACGUGGUAAAAAAAUAAACCAUUAUUGAAUCAGAUUCCA
Magallana angulata is the source of this 595-nucleotide messenger RNA. RefSeq lists its product as uncharacterized. The record is from RefSeq and is a predicted model, not a curated record. The transcript has 4 exons. Lineage: Eukaryota; Metazoa; Mollusca; Bivalvia; Ostreida; Ostreidae. The coding region runs from base 113 to 547 and encodes 144 amino acids.